AUGAGUAAUCCUAAUCAAAAUAAAUGGAGAGGUGGUGGACAUUGGAAAAAAUAUAAAAGUAAAAAUAAUCAACAAAAAAAUACUAAAAAUAUUGAACCUGAUAUGAAUAUUAAUAAUGAAUAUUUUCAAGAGUGUCCAUUUCACGGAUGGCAGCUUUAUUUUCCAAAUGAAAAAUAUGAUGAAAAUAGUAUAGCCGUAAAAUGUAUUUUGGCUAGUGUAUCAUUUUUAAACACUCAUGAACAAAAUAUUUCUAUUGAACAACUUGUAGAAAAUAAAUCAUAUCUUUUAAAUGUAGAUUCUUUAAACCAAGAUGAAGAUUUCACCACAGUCUGGUCACAUUUUUGGGAUGAUUUAACAAACCGCCCAAAUUACACAUUGCAGUGUUUAGGACUUGCUAUUCAUCAGUAUGCAUUGGAAGAAUUAAAUAAAAAUAUUCGUGAUGACUGUACUAAGUUCAAAAAUUUGCCAAUUAUUCAUCCUAGAAUUAUAAAUUUUGGUCCAAUUUUUCAUUUGAAAAAUUUAAGAGCUGAUACAGAUGGAAAACUAAUUUUAGUUCAUGGAACUGUAAUAAAAGCCAGCAGUUUAAAAUUUCAAUGUUUGUGGUUGGGAUUUUCAUGCAAUACCUGUGGCUCAGUUCAAAAUAUCAAACAACCUGAUGGUAUAUUUUUAAAACCAAAACAAUGUAGCAAUGCGGCAUGCCGUAUACGUUCAUUUUCUAUUUGUAGAAAUUCACCUCUUACUCAAACUAUUAACUGUCAAACUAUUCGAGUUCAAGAAUUACAAAGCGAUGACCAGAGAGAGAGUGGUAGAGUACCCAGAACCGUUGAAUGUGAACUCACAAAUGAUUUGGUUUAUACUUGUAUACCUGGAGAUGUUGUUACUGUAACUGGUAUUGUGAAAAAGAAAUCAUGUAAUACUAGUAAACAAAAUGCUCAAAGUAAAGAAUCUAACAUUUUUAUGCAAUAUGUUGAAGUAAUAUCCAUACAAAACAAUAAAAACCAGUCUAAAGGAAAGGUUACUAGUACUGCAUUUAAAUUUACAAUGAGAGAUUAUUACUGUAUCCAAAAACUCCAUUCAAAACCAUAUCUCUUUGAACUUAUGGUAAACUCAUUAUGUCCAGGGAUUUAUGGUCAUGAAAUGGUGAAAGCUGGUAUGUUGCUUUCACUAUUUGGAGGAAGUAACUGUAAUUUCAAUCAAACACGUGGAGAUAUUCAUAUUUUAGUCAUUGGUGAUCCUGGUCUUGGAAAAUCACAAAUGCUUCAAUCUGUGUGCAACAUUUCACCACGGGGUGUGUUUGUUUGUGGAAGUACAUGUUCAUCAGCAGGACUAACAGUUAGUUUGACUCGAGAGAAAGGUAUUGAUUUUUCUUUAGAAGCUGGAGCUGUUGUUUUAGCUGAUCAAGGUGUGUGUUGUAUUGAUGAAUUCGAUAAAAUGACUCAAGAUCAUAAUACAUUACUAGAAGCUAUGGAACAACAAACAAUAAGCAUUGCAAAAGGUGGAGUUAUUUGUUCCUUACCUUGUCGUACCACUAUAAUGGCUGCUGCAAAUCCUAUUGGUGGACACUAUGACCGAGAUAAAAGCGUAUUAGAUAAUUUGAAAAUGAGUCAAGCAAUGUUAUCUCGUUUUGAUUUAAUUUUUCUACUUAUAGACACACCGGAUGAGUUGACUGAUAGACAUCUUACUGAACAUGUGCUUAAUAUACAUACAAAUAAGGUGAAUCAAACCCAGAAUAUAAACAGUUCUUGUGAAAUUCAUAGUUCGCUGAAAGAGCGAUUAUCACAAUUUAGUAAAAACAGUGACUAUAUUUCUCAAUCAGAAUUACGUAAAUAUAUUGCAUAUGCGAGAAAAUAUGUUUCGUCUCCAACACUGUCGAAUGAAGCCAAAGAAAUGUUACAACAGUUUUUUAUUGAACUACGAACUAACAAUUUAAGCUAUGGUAUUCCAAUAACUGUAAGACAAUUAGAGUCAUGUAUUAGACUUGCACAAGCACGUGCUAAAGUAGAACUUCGAGAAGAAGUGACUGCAAAAGAUGCAUAUGAAAUAAUUGAACUGCUUAAUUUUAGUCUUGUAAAAACUCAAUGCGAUGAAUUUAGCGGAUUUGGAUUCAAGAAAAGUGUGAAAAAAACAGGGAUUCGAGCACAAUCACGGAAAUUAUUAGCUGAGUUACAAAGACAUGGUAAAACAGAACGAAUGUUUAGUAUAGAUCAAAUGAAGUUAUUUUCAAAACAGUUAAACAUUGCCACUUUAGAUUUCUACAACAUUGUAGACUUAUUAAACAAUGAAGCAAUUAUAAUUAAAAAAGGAAACAAUAUGUAUGAGUUAAAAGUUUAAUAGAUAUUGAUAUUGGAAUAAGUUACGGCCUUUAUAUUUUCUAAUUAUUUAUAUAUUUUUUGUCUUAUUAUUAGCUUACUGCAAUUAAUUACUAUGUUUAGAUUAACAAAUUAAGUUAAAAUCUAAGAUAAGUAAAUUGUAUUAAAUAGUUUUUAUGUUAUUUUAAUUUAUAUUAUAUGCAAUGAAAUAUGUUAAUGGUUAUAGCACUUUCUGAAUCUGAAUUCUUGAUAAUAAAAAAUAAUGUAUUCAUCUUUAAACACUAUAUUUGCUGUUAGUACCUAUUUUAUGUUAAACAAUAUCUGUUUGGUUUUUAAUUUUUUUUAAUAUUUAAGUGUACAAUACAAUUUAAUUUUUAUCUAGUUGCUAUUAUGUUUUAAAUUUAAGGAUUAUUUCCAAUGUGUUCAAUAAAUAAAUUAAACUACAUAGCCACAUAGGUAUAAAUUAUUAGGGACAUUGGAUAGGGUGUACUCAUAUUAUUGUACUUGAAGAUACGGUAAAUUAGACUUAUAUUUAUUACCAUCGCAUUAUAAAUUAAUAUUCUUCAAACAAGAUAAUUUUUAAAUUACUAAUUAUGUUAAGUUGAAAUUAAAUUAUAUUGUAUAAUUGUUUUUCAAAUUUCAAUAUUAAUGUCUAUAAAAAAAAAUGGCGAUUGGUGCUAUAAUGCAAUAGACAAUGCAAUAAGUCUAAAUACUUAAUAUAAAACAACUGUUUUGAUGAAAUUUUUAUACUCUAGAUUUUUUAUUAAUUGUGUAGUAAUUAUCUAUCUGAAAUACUAAGAUGUACAAUUUGUAUUUAAUUUAUUAUCCAAUUGUAUGUUCAAUAGUUAAUGUAAAAUACAAUGACAUAACAAUUCUUAUGUUUACAUUUGCUAUAAUGUUAUAG
Metopolophium dirhodum (rose-grain aphid) is the source of this 3213-nucleotide messenger RNA. Its product is annotated as DNA helicase MCM8-like. Gene Ontology annotation, molecular function: single-stranded DNA helicase activity; ATP hydrolysis activity; ATP binding. Lineage: Eukaryota; Metazoa; Arthropoda; Insecta; Hemiptera; Aphididae. Gene Ontology annotation, cellular component: MCM complex; nucleus. The coding region runs from base 1 to 2331 and encodes 776 amino acids. The record is from RefSeq and is a predicted model, not a curated record. The transcript has a single exon. Gene Ontology annotation, biological process: DNA replication.